AUGUCCGUGUACAACCAGGCGAACCAGGGGGCGGCGAUCGCCAACCCACUGACGAUGCCGAACGGUGCCCCUUCCCCGGCAGACGAGCAGGGACGGUACACGGCGGCUGCGGUCAUCGGCGGCCAGCCGACGGUGCCGCAGGGCGACGGCGGCUGCUCGCUGCCGCAGGUGGACGCAGCUGACUUUGACGGCGUCGGCGGCAACGAGGGGCUGUGGAUCCUCACGCGCGAGCCGACCCCGCCCGCCAGCCUCGUCGAGGAGAUGAAGGCAGAGCUCCUCUCUCUCGGCAUCUCGGUGGCCAACAUGCUCGACGUCUCGCAAGAGGGUUGCUCGUAUGAAGGAUACGACAUCAAGGCUGUUUGCUCGACCCUCGACGAUGGGCUGCUCGUCGAGCAAGCCGGACGCACGGCCGCGCAGAAGCAGGCUGGAGCUCCGGAGCAGGCUGGGCCUCCGGAUGCGGAUACCAAGGACACCAGGGCGGCGGCUGCAAAGGAUGCCUUCGCGACUGUCGACAAGUCAGGAGACGGUAAGGUCUCGAUGCCCGAGGCGAAGAAGGCGCUCGAGGCAGCCUUCCCAAAGCUCGGUAAGUAUGUCGCCAAGGCCUUCCUGGCGUCGGACGACGACGGCAGCUUCUAUCUCGACCGGGAGGAGUACGAGGCGGUGCACGGAUGCCUCGCCUCGUUUGCUGCGGUCGACACGAGCGCCGACGGCAAGGUGAGCGCGAUGGAGGCGAAAGCGGCCCUCGCAGCCGAGUUCGCCGCGGUGACGAUCCCGACCACCUUCUUCUUGACGUCCGAUGCAGACGGCGAUUUUUACCUCUCCUUGCCGGAGCUCGUCGGGUUGCGGCAAUCGGUCGCCGCGUAUGCGGACGCUGACAAGAGCGGCGAUGGCAAGGUCUCGAUGCCGGAGGCCAAGAAGCUGCUCGUCGCGCGCUUUCCAAGGCGCGCAAACACGGUCGCCGAGUUCUUCCUCGCGGCAGACGAGACGAAAGACUUUUAUCUCUCGCUGGUCGAAUUCUCGUCGCUCAUGCGCACCUUCGCGUCCUUUACGAAGGCCGACCGCAGUGGCGACGGCAAGGUCUCACUGCCUGAAGCCAAGAAGGCCGUCGCGAAUGAUUUCGGUGAGGGGCCGCUCAAGAAGCUCACUGCGCUUUUCAUGGAGUACGACGGAAAGGGCGGCGACUUUUACUUGCAGCCCAAGGAGUACUAUGCGCUGCAUAAGGCGCUUGCGGCGUAG
Molecule: messenger RNA, 1236 nt
Organism: Emiliania huxleyi CCMP1516
Lineage: Eukaryota; Haptophyta; Isochrysidales; Noelaerhabdaceae
Exons: 3
Coding region: 1-1236 (411 amino acids)
Molecular function (GO): calcium ion binding
Source: RefSeq, a predicted model, not a curated record